Molecule: messenger RNA, 1918 nt
Organism: Suncus etruscus (white-toothed pygmy shrew)
Lineage: Eukaryota; Metazoa; Chordata; Mammalia; Eulipotyphla; Soricidae
Gene: CCT5
Product: chaperonin containing TCP1 subunit 5
Exons: 11
Coding region: 62-1687 (541 amino acids)
Biological process (GO): protein folding
Cellular component (GO): chaperonin-containing T-complex
Molecular function (GO): ATP binding; ATP hydrolysis activity; ATP-dependent protein folding chaperone
Source: RefSeq, a predicted model, not a curated record
UCCGGUUCGGUGUCUGCUGUUGCUGCUGCGGGUGGAGAAACGACUUGGGCUGCGCGGCACCAUGACGUCCGUGGGGACCCUCGCCUUCGACGAGUAUGGCCGCCCCUUCCUCAUCAUCAAGGACCAGGACCGCAAGUCCCGUCUUAUGGGACUCGAAGCCCUUAAGUCCCAUAUAAUGGCAGCCAAGGCUGUGGCAAAUAUCAUGAGAACUUCACUUGGACCAAAUGGGCUGGAUAAGAUGAUGGUUGACAAGGAUGGUGAUGUGACAGUCACCAACGAUGGGGCCACAGUCCUGAGCAUGAUGGAUGUUGACCACCAGAUCGCCAAGCUCAUGGUAGAGCUAUCCAAGUCCCAGGAUGACGAGAUCGGCGACGGCACCACAGGAGUGGUUGUGCUGGCAGGGGCGCUGCUGGAGGAGGCUGAGCAGCUGCUGGACCGUGGCAUCCACCCCAUCCGCAUCGCUGAUGGCUACGAGCAAGCUGCCCGCAUCGCCAUCGAGCACCUUGACCUCAUCAGCGACAGUGUUGUAGUGGAUGUGAAGAACACGGAGCCCCUCAUUCAGACGGCCAAGACCACCCUUGGCUCCAAAGUAGUGAACAGCUGUCACCGCCUGAUGGCCGAGAUUGCUGUGAACGCCGUUCUCACUGUGGCUGACAUGCAGCGACGGGACGUGGACUUCGAGCUCAUCAAAGUCGAAGGCAAAGUUGGGGGGAGGCUAGAGGACACGAAACUGAUCAAGGGCGUGAUCGUGGACAAGGACUUCAGUCACCCCCAGAUGCCCAAGAAAGUGGAGAAUGCCAAGAUCGCCAUUCUCACAUGCCCUUUUGAGCCCCCGAAACCCAAGACCAAGCAUAAGCUGGACGUCACCUCGGUGGAGGAUUAUAAGGCCCUGCAGGAGUACGAGAAGGAGAAGUUCAAGGAGAUGAUCCAACAGAUCAAAGACACAGGCGCCAACCUCGCCAUCUGCCAGUGGGGCUUCGAUGAUGAGGCGAAUCACUUGCUCCUGCAGAACGAGCUGCCUGCCAUCCGCUGGGUGGGGGGCCCAGAGAUUGAGCUGAUCGCCAUUGCCACGGGGGGCCGGAUAGUGCCUCGCUUCUCUGAGCUUACACCCGAGAAGCUGGGUUUCGCAGGGCUGGUGAAGGAAAUCUCCUUCGGGACCACCAAGGACAGGAUGCUGGUCAUCGAGCAGUGCAAGAACUCUAGGGCCGUCACCAUUUUCAUCCGCGGUGGCAACAAGAUGAUCAUCGAGGAGGCCAAGCGGUCCCUUCAUGAUGCACUGUGUGUCAUCCGCAACCUCAUCCGAGACAACCGUGUUGUGUACGGCGGAGGUGCUGCUGAGAUCUCCUGUGCCCUGGCCGUGGGCCAGGCAGCUGACAAGUGCCCAACGCUGGAGCAGUAUGCCAUGCGUGCCUUCGCAGAUGCACUAGAGGUCAUCCCCAUGGCCCUGUCAGAGAACAGCGGCAUGAACCCCAUCCAGACCAUGACAGAGGUGCGCGCCCGACAGGUGAAGGAGAUGAAUCCUGCGCUCGGCAUCGACUGUCUGCACAAGGGCACCAAUGACAUGAAGCAGCAGCAUGUCAUAGAAACACUGAUCGGCAAAAAGCAGCAGAUCUCUCUGGCCACACAGAUGGUCCGAAUGAUUCUGAAGAUCGACGACAUCAGGAAGCAUGGUGAAUCCGAGGACUAGGGUGGGGCUGAGGACCAGCUCAGUGGUUGGAGUCACUCCCUGCUGUAGUGAGUGAGUGUGAGUGUGAGUGAUUGAGUAAAUGAACGAGUGAGCGAACAUGUGGGUGUCUGUGGUAUGGUGGCUUCAGGUGCAGCGGGCUCCCUCUGAGGUGUCUCACAUGCUUCUGUCUCCUGUCAAAGGGAGCCCUUGAGGGGAUUGAAAUAGAUCUAAUUAAAAUUCUUCAUUGAGGGC